GUCAUGUUUGUUUAUAUUAGAAAAAGUGCAAGCAAUUACGUUUCUGCUUUUUUUGUUUUAAGGAUUUCUUUAGCGAACUUAAGCAUGGGAAGCAAGUCGGUUUUACCCACAAGGGACCAAGCUUUUAAAGGCAGAGAGGAGAAAAUAGUCGUGGCAGCAAAACAUGCAGCCACAGGGAAGCCCACAGUGGAGCCAUUUCCAGAUGGGACAGAGAUGAUUAUAUUCGGUAUGGGCUGUUUCUGGGGGGCAGAGAGGCGCUUCUGGACUCUUCCUGGUGUGUUCUCUACCCAAGUGGGAUACGCAGGAGGAUUCACCCCCAACCCUACCUAUAGGGAGGUGUGUUCAGGUAUGACGGGGCACACGGAGGUGGUGCGAGUGGUGUACCCUCCUAAAGAAGUAAGCCUGGAGCAACUGCUGAAAGUGUUCUGGGAGAGCCAUGACCCCACUCAAGGUAUGGCUCAGGGAAAUGAUAAAGGCACACAGUAUCGCUCUGCUAUCUUCACAUACAGUCCAGAACAGCAGGAAAAAGCUAUGAAGAGUAAAGAGGCCUACCAGCAGGCUCUAAGACAGAAUGGUCGGGGUGAGAUCACUACAGAAAUCAGAGAGAACACUGUCUUCUACUACGCUGAGGAUUACCACCAGCAGUACCUGCACAAGGUGCCUAAUGGUUACUGCGGGUUAAAGGGCACAGGGGUCACCUGCCCUUUCAACCCCAACAAGGGCGAGCUGUGACUCGGGAGCAUGUCCACUUCUCUAACACAGGUGUUUAAAGCAGGGGCGAGUGAUUAACAAUACAGGAAAUAAAUGAAUGAUUAUAUUUUUACAUGCGAUAUAUUUACACGUGUGUUUUAAAUUAGGAAAUACAAUGUUUAGGAAUAUUCUGGUGUUUUUUUCUGAAUGAUCUGUCUCUCCCUCUCUCUUUCAUGUUUCACUCCAGAUCCAUUUAAAGCUGCCACGUCUACCACAUUAUUCAUAACCUAAUUCCAUAACUGGACAACAUUUCUAUGUACCUAACUUUGAAGGAGUUACAUGUUUCCAGUGUGCAAUCAUUUCUUACUUUGAUUAUCAGAAUUGUGCAUCACAAUCUGAGUCUCAUCACCUGAUUUACAAGUCACUCGUCCGUUCAGUCAGCUGAACGUUAUUCAUGCUGACAUCAUCGUAAAAAAGUAAUAACAAUGAUAAAAAUUCAUUCAGUCGUGACUUUUAGGAAUUCACACUUUUAGAUCUCGGUUAAACCUUUUCCAUCUGGUUUUCUGGAAUUUGGUUCUAUCAAUAUUUAUUAUUUUAUUAUAUUAUAUUUUAAUAGUAUUUACUGUUAAAUUCAUCCAUAAUAGAGGAGUCUGAAGCAGGUUUUGAAUUUCAACCAUAUACUGUAUAAGUCUGUAAAGUGCAUUCAACACUACUACCGUUAUGCUCUCUUCAGGAAUUUCCUAGAAUUUCCUUUGGGAUCAAUAAACCAUCUACUUAUCUAUGCAGAGAUUUAGUUAUUUAACAAGCUGAACUAUUUAUUUAACACUGAACAUAGAUCUAAAAUGUAACCUUGUUAGAACAUGAAGAUACCAUGGAGCUAUGGUGAACUGGAUAGUUUAAGUUAAUCUCAUUAAUUUCAUUUAAUUUAAUUAAUUAUGCUAGGUUGAUGAAGAUUUCAGAAGCAAUGUGAUUCACUAAAGUAGAAAAAUGUCGUGAGAUUUGAUUGAACAGCAUCAAAUUUGCCUACAAAUGUUCUCUCUUCACUUCUAUUUUUUUUUUUUUCAUUUUUCUUUAAAUAAGUUUUUGACAAUAAAGUUCGCUUUGCUAUUUCUCUUUUUUUUUGCUUUAACAUGUAUGAAUCAACCAAUCAGUAACUUGAAAAAAUGAGUAUGGGCAGCUUUAAAAUGGUACAAAAGACCUCUGAUACAUCAGACUAUAAUCUGUCAGGAUGUGAUAUUUUAUUUAUGAUUGAUUUUAAACGUGCUCAAUAAAUGAUCACAAUUAAUUAAUGUGAAA
This is a messenger RNA of Clarias gariepinus (North African catfish), 1986 nucleotides long. It is a transcript of the gene msrab, whose product is annotated as methionine sulfoxide reductase Ab. Gene Ontology annotation, cellular component: cytoplasm. NCBI's taxonomy places the organism in Eukaryota, Metazoa, Chordata, Actinopteri, Siluriformes, Clariidae. Gene Ontology annotation, molecular function: peptide-methionine (S)-S-oxide reductase activity. The record is from RefSeq and is a predicted model, not a curated record. Gene Ontology annotation, biological process: cellular response to oxidative stress. The transcript has 6 exons. Bases 4 to 732 code for a protein of 242 amino acids.